GUGAACCAACUCCAAUCUCUAUAAUUUGAAAGGAAGAAAAACAGAGGUGUGAAGGAUACUUCAUCACCCUCUAUCUCCAUUUUUCUCCAUUAAUAAGGAAAAACAAACAGAGUGAGGGAGAUAUCUACCCCUCCUUCUCCCCCUACUCCUCCUCCAAAUCCACCGAUCCAAACAGGGGAUAAUUCUUUUUUCUUUCCUUUUUUUAAUUGGAGAAGCUGCCUUCUUACUGCCUGAGAAAAAGGCUUCAAAUUCCCAGAUUCUGAGUCAUUUUGUUGGGGUAGGUGAGAGGAAACAAGGGUUCAGGUAUUUUGUUAUAUAUAAAUUGCGGCGGCUCAAUUCAGAGAUUUUUGUUGUUGGGUUCUGCUUUGUUUGCUGGGGAAAGGGAUUUUUAGAGAUGGGUUCUUCCGGAAUGCUUGCUAGAAGAGUUGUGGAGACUGAGAUGCCAAUCAUGGUUAAGAUGCAAGAAUUGAUCCGAGGAGCCAAAAAUGCCAUGUCACUGGCUCAGGGGGUCGUCUAUUGGCAACCACCUAAACAAGCAUUGGAUAAGGUCAAAGAACUUGUUUGGGAACCUUCAAUUAGUCGUUAUGGUCUUGAUGAAGGCCUGCCUCAACUUAGGGAGGCAUUGAAAAAAAAGUUAUGUCUGGAAAACAAGCUGCACAAGUCUUCAGUGAUGGUUACUGCAGGUGCCAAUCAGGCAUUUGUGAAUCUUGUUCUCACAUUAUGUGAUGCUGGGGAUUCAGUAGUCAUGUUUGCCCCAUACUAUUUCAAUGCCUACAUGUCCUUCCAGAUGACAGGGGUCACUAACAUACUGGUGGGUCCUGGUGACCCCACGACUCUUCAUCCUGAUGCAGACUGGUUAGAGAAGACACUGUCAGAAACUAAGCCUGUUCCAAAGCUUGUAACUGUUGUUAACCCAGGCAAUCCAUCUGGUACCUUCAUUCCAGAUCCUCUACUUAAGAGGAUUUCAGAUCUCUGCCAAGAUGCUGGGUGCUGGCUAGUGAUUGACAAUACAUAUGAGUAUUUUAUGUAUGAUGGUCGGAAGCACACUUGUGUUGAAGGCAACCAUAUUGUGAACAUCUUUUCAUUUUCUAAAGCAUAUGGAAUGAUGGGAUGGAGGGUGGGAUAUAUAGCAUACCCAUCAGAAGUAGAGGGCCUUGGAGCUCAACUGCUGAAAGUUCAAGACAACAUUCCAAUCUGUGCCUCAAUAAUUUCGCAGCACCUUGCCCUAUAUUCUUUAGAAGUGGGACCUGAGUGGGUCACUGAGCGAGUGAGGGAUCUUGUCAAGAACCGGGAAAUUGUUAUAGAAGCGCUGUCACCCUUGGGAGAAGGUGCUGUGCAAGGAGGGGAGGGUGCAAUCUACUUAUGGGCUAAGCUUCCAGACCAGUAUGUUGAUGAUUUUAAGGUGGUUAGCUGGCUUGCUCACAAGCAUGGGGUGGCUGUGAUCCCAGGAGGUGCAUGUGGGUGUCCAGGACAUCUGAGAAUUGCCUUUGGAGGGUUGACAGAGGAUGACACCAAGGCAGCUGCAGAGAGGCUUAACAGAGGAUUAGAAGAAUUGGUGAAAGAUGGAAUGUUGGAGUAACAACUUUUCACAUUUAAUUGAGAUGCAAAAACAGAGUGUGGAAAUCUAUUCCCCAAUUUAAAUUGUGAACGGGUUUUAUUUGAAUAAUUGGAGGCAGCGCAUGCAGAAUGUUGCCUGAAAUUAGAAAGCAACAGUUUCCGUGAUGUAUAUUGCUAGAGGAACUUCUCACAGGUGUUUGUGUGAGUCACAGAUGUUGAUUUAAAUACACAUGCAAAUGUUUUUACAAUCAAUAAUUCAAACAUUU
Rubroshorea leprosula is the source of this 1823-nucleotide messenger RNA. The record is from the annotation of a GenBank genome assembly. Lineage: Eukaryota; Viridiplantae; Streptophyta; Magnoliopsida; Malvales; Dipterocarpaceae.